Messenger RNA from Papilio xuthus (Asian swallowtail), 544 nucleotides. RefSeq lists its product as uncharacterized. NCBI's taxonomy places the organism in Eukaryota, Metazoa, Arthropoda, Insecta, Lepidoptera, Papilionidae. The record is from RefSeq and is a predicted model, not a curated record. The coding region runs from base 92 to 442 and encodes 116 amino acids. The transcript has 3 exons.
AAGUAUUAAGCGCUGUGUAAUUCUUUGGUUUGUUACUGUGUUAAAUUUGCGGAACCCAUAAACUUGUUUCCAUAUUUAUUAUUACUUCAAAAUGAAUAUUUUAAAAAGUUUGUGCAUUUUUUGUUCAAUUGUAAUUAUAGGAUGCACAAUAAACGAUACGAUCCACGAGAAACAAAAAAGUAAUCAUGCAUUGCAAAAUGACACAACGAAAAAUACAUCAUUUAUUUUGAAAGAAAACCGCAAAGCUGUUCUUAUUAUUAAUAAUCACGACGCUUUACGCAAUGGUCCUAGUGGAGGUUCAGUGAACAACUUAUUAUACAGAGAUUUUGAUGAUAGUGGAAAUAAAUUAAAUGAAUUUUGGAUGUAUAACCUAGACGACGUUGCGAUGUUCUUUGAAAUAUUCUUAGAUACAAGAAUUUGUCAUACAGAAUGUGAAAGAUGAGCACUUAUUAUAAUUAAAAAAUAAAUUAUUUUAAUCGAUUAUUUAAAAAAUAUUUAUCCUAAUAGCGACGCCACUACAGCUGGGGUAAGAUUAUGUCGAUCU